UUUUACCGGUGCAUGUCUACCGGCAAAUUAACCACUGUGGAUGUUAAUGAUAAAAGUGGUGUUGCUGUUUUGACCAUGAACCGUCCGCCCGUAAAUGGUUUGAAUCUGGAACUGCUGCGGGACAUUCAUAAUGCCAUAGAUGAAAUAGAGAGUAACAAAUGCCGCGGCUUAAUUUUGACAUCAGCUUCCAACUCAGUGUUUUCUGCCGGCUUAGAUAUUAUGGAAAUGUACAAACCCAAUCAAGAGAGGCUUAAGGAAUUUUGGAUUUCAUUGCAGAAUACAUGGCUCGCCUUGUAUGGAUCUAGUGUUCCAACAGCAGCGGCAAUAAAUGGUCACUCACCUGCCGGCGGUUGUCUUCUUGCAAGCAGUUGUGAAUAUCGCGUAAUGCUGCCCAAUUUUACGAUUGGUUUGAAUGAGACCAAAUUGGGCAUUGUUGCGCCCAAAUGGUUUAUGGCAACUUUUUGUAACGUCCUACCACGACAUGUAGCAGAAAUGGCCCUUACACAAGGUAAAAUGUUUAGCAGUGAUGAAGCUCUUAAAGUCGGUUUAGUUGAUGAACUGGCACAAACAAAGGAAGAGGCCUUAGAAAAAUGUGAAAAAUUCUUUGCCACGUUUGCCAAAACAAAUCCCUUCGCGCGGGCUAUGACCAAACAGCAAUUUAGGUCGAAGGACCUACAACAAUUGGAAGACGAAAGAUCACAAGACCUCGAGGCAUUUUUGUUUUUUGUUAAUCAACCCAGUGUCCAAAAGGGAUUGGGCAUUUACUUAGAGGGUUUAAAAGCUAAAUCAAAGUAA
Musca vetustissima is the source of this 795-nucleotide messenger RNA. Its product is annotated as enoyl-CoA delta isomerase 1, mitochondrial. Gene Ontology annotation, molecular function: enoyl-CoA hydratase activity. The transcript is spliced from 3 exons. Gene Ontology annotation, cellular component: mitochondrion. The coding region runs from base 13 to 795 and encodes 260 amino acids. The record is from RefSeq and is a predicted model, not a curated record. Lineage: Eukaryota; Metazoa; Arthropoda; Insecta; Diptera; Muscidae. Gene Ontology annotation, biological process: fatty acid beta-oxidation.